Messenger RNA from Leptopilina boulardi, 1324 nucleotides. RefSeq lists its product as uncharacterized. The coding region runs from base 346 to 1194 and encodes 282 amino acids. NCBI's taxonomy places the organism in Eukaryota, Metazoa, Arthropoda, Insecta, Hymenoptera, Figitidae. The record is from RefSeq and is a predicted model, not a curated record. The transcript is spliced from 6 exons.
CAAUUCUAUCUACACCUAAACCAAUUCAAUUUUUCUCUUUUCAAUGUGCGUAUGUAUAAUGUAAACAAAACUAAUAUUUAUUCAUGUGGAAUUGAACAUUUUCACACACAUUAAAAAUUCUUAGCAAUUAGAUAAGGGGACUGCCAAGUUACAGUGGAGCACUUUCCUCUUUUGAUCUGCUCUGGCUGGCUUGCUUCGUUUAGACCAAGUGUUCUUGUAGUCUAGAUCGAUCCACAGAAUCAUUGAAUACGUGUCUUCAUCAUCGACUCACACAGUCAUUAUAGUAAUUGUUGUCAAAACAUUAUCGAAAAUAUAUUUUCAAUUCUAUUCAUCUUUUUUUCUGACAUGAAGGACAUCUACAAACAGUUUGAAAAAGAUGGCUAUGUAGUUAUGGAAGAUUUUUUGCAACCUGAUGAAAUAGAAGAGUUAAAAUCAUGUGGUGAAGAAUUUACAACUAAUCUCCCUUUAGAGAAUGAAAGAAAAAUUUUUAGUACUGAAGAAAUGCAACAGAAUAAGGAUCGAUAUUUUUUGGAGAGUGCAAAUAAAAUGAGCUAUUUUUUUGAAAAUGAAGCUUUAGAAAAUGAUGGAAAAUUAAAAGUUCAUCCAAGAGUUUCUCUUAAUAAGGUAGGACAUGCUCUUCAUUGGUUGAAUCCAAAAUUCAGAAAAUAUACUUUUGAUGAAAGAGUAAAAGAAGUUGCAUUUCAAUUGGAUCUACAAGAACCUGCAGUUUGUCAAUCAAUGUACAUUUACAAAAAUCCUGGAAUUGGUUCGAAAGUCAUUCCUCAUCAGGAUGCAACAUAUCUUCUCACUGAUCCCGUGAAAGUCAUUGGCUUUUGGAUUGCGCUUGACGAUGCAACACUGGAAAAUGGAUGUCUUUGGAUUGCGCCAGGAUCACAUUUGAGCGGAGUACAUAGACGUUAUAUUAGAAAUAAAGAUCCAAAAUCGGAGGAUUUAAUAAUAUACGAUUCACCAGCUCCAUGUUAUUCUUUAAGUAACUUUCGACCAGUGCCAGUUCGUAAGGGAACUUGUAUUUUAAUUCACGGUCUCACUGUACAUUUAUCAAAUCAAAAUCGAAGUGAAUCUUCUCGUCAUGCUUACACGUUUCAUGUUAUUGAAACAAAACAUGUGAAUUAUGCCAAAGACAAUUGGCUCUUACCACCCAAAGAAGGUUUUCCUUUUCUCUAUAAAAAUUAGAGAGAUAGAUAAUAAAUUUCAGUCUCAAAUAUUGUUUUUCCAAAAAACAGACUGACUAUAAUUAUAAUGCUACGGCUGUGCUAUAAUUUUAUAAUCUUCCAAAUAAAUAAUAAAUCAUUUUAUUUCGAAA